UGCAGUGCGAGGUUGGUCGGUAGCAGCAUCCUUUCACUAAGACACUUUGGCCAGUGGGAGAAAGACAGGACAAAACAGAAGAGGGCAUUGCAUUCAUUGGUUGCAGCUUAACAUAGGUGUCAUCUUGAGAGAGGGGUCAGGCAGAUUGGUGUAGAACUGCAGUGAAAGAGCAAGCAAUACAGAUUACACAUCAAGAAAGACAAUUUCCCAUAGCAGAAGUAGUUCUAGGUCGGAGAACUGAAGUUGCAUAGAAAUGCAAUGCAACAAGUUUAAAGAGUGUUCCUCCUUGUUAGUUGUAGUUUUAUUAAUAUGUUCCUCGACCAAAGCUGAAGCGAGCACAAACGAAACAGCAAGCACUGAACAUGGUGCUCAUCCGUCUGGCUUCCAGAUUGUCACCUUCAAAUGGCAUCAUGUCAUGGACCCUUAUAUCAUCACCCUCUGGAUAUUGGUGGCUAGUAUCGCCAAAAUGCUGUUUCACAUGUCCAGCAAAUUAACAACUGUAAUUCCAGAAAGUGCCUUGCUGAUUUUUAUUGGUCUUCUACUGGGUGGUAUAGUAUGGGGAGCAGACCACAGCGCCUCCUACAGCAUGACACCAAGGCUUUUUUUCUUCUACCUCUUGCCGCUGAUUGUACUUGACGCAGGGUACUUUAUGCCAAAUAGACAAUUUUUUGGGAACUUUGGAGCUAUACUAGUGUAUGCAGUGAUUGCCACGGUCUGGAAUGCUGCCUCAGUUGGUUUAUCACUAUAUGGGGUUUACUUGACUGGAGUAAUGGGGGAACUCAAGGUCGACGGAAUGCUUGACUUUCUUCUGUUUGGCAGUCUGCUCAGUGCAGUGGACCCUGUGGCUGUCAUAGCUGUGUUUGAAGAGGUCCAUGUUGAUGAGGUGCUUUAUAUCAUUGUCUUUGGAGAGUCUCUACUUAAUGACGGGGUUACAGUGGUCCUUUACAAUGUAUUUGACACUUUUAUUGCCAUUGGAGGUGUCAGUGUAACAGGAGCGGACUGUGUUAAAGGCGUAGUGUCAUUCUUUGUUGUUGCUCUUGGUGGCACAUUAAUUGGAAUUGUAUUUGCAUUUUUGCUGUCAUACAUCUCACGAUUCACCAAACGUGUUCAAAUCAUUGAACCAGGAUUCGUCUUCGUCAUUUCUUAUUUGUCCUACCUAACGGCAGAGAUGCUCUCCCUUUCAUCCAUUUUGGCGAUCACAUUUACAGGUGUUUGCUGUCAAAAGUAUGUUCAAGCAAACCUAUGUAAGGAAUCUGCCACAACAGUUAGAUACAUGAUGAAAAUGUUUGCCAAUGGAUCAGAGACUAUUAUAUUCAUGAUGCUGGGUAUUUCAGCAGUGGACGGAAGCAUUUGGGUUUGGAAUACAGCCUUUAUUCUAUUAACGCUGCUCUUUAUAGCAGUUUACAGAGCCAUUGGUGUUGUAGUCCUUACGUGGUUUUUAAACCGCUACAGAGUGGUACCGCUGGGAUUUAUUGACCAAGUGGUUAUGAGCUAUGGUGGACUGAGGGGUGCAGUUGCCUAUGGUUUGGUAGCCUCACUGGAUGAAGCUCGAGUGCAAGAAAGAAAACUGUUUUUCACCACAACUAUUAUUGUGAUAUACUUCACAGUUGUUUUACAGGGUUGUACUACCAAAGCUUUGGUGACCUGGCUGAAGGUGAAGCGAAGUGAACACAGGGACCCUUUAAUUAGCGAAAAACUUCACGGAAGGGCAUUUGAUCAUAUUCUUUCUGCUAUUGAGGACAUUUCAGGACAAAUUGGACACCACUAUAUAUGGGACAAGUGGGAAAGCUUUGACAGGAAAUACCUUAGUAAGAUACUGAUGAGAAAAGCUGCUCUGAAAUCCACCGAUAAAAUCCUCGAUGUCUUCCAUGACCUGAACAUUAAGGAUGCAAUCACCUAUAUAGCAGAGGGAGAACGCAAGGGAUCUCUUGCAUUUAUAAAGACCCCAAAUACUGACCAGUUGGUAAAUGUGAACUUCCACAGCAGUAAGCAAUCAGAGGUUGAUGCAUCCAUGUCUUCUGUACAGAAGGAAGGUGCUAGUGCUAUUUGUCUCGAUAUGCAAACAGUGGAGAUCAGACGGAAGAGUUUACGAGACAGCGAGGAUGUUUAUACACAUCAUCUUCUUCAGCAGUAUCUCUAUAAACCAAAGAAGCAGCUGAAAUACAAAUACAACAGACAUGACAUCACUACAAACGAGGAUGAUACCCAAGAAAAGGAGAUUUUUGAAAAAACAAUGAAAAGACGACUGGCAUCCUUUAAAUCUACCAAGUAUGGCGUAUCCCAAUCAAAAAAAGUAGCAAAACAUUGUAAGGCAGCUCCUUCACAAAAUAAGAGAAGUGAUGAGAUGCUGUCAAAUGGAGGUCAGCUUGUUUUUCACAAUCCCGAGUUCUCUGAUCCAGAACACCCUCAUGAAUAUGAUGUAAUUAGCAACGGUGGUAGUAAUUUCAUCUCUAAUGUCGCCAGACAGGCACCAGGUGACACAUACAAUGGAAUUGAUAACCCAGCAUUUAUGCUGAAUGAGGAGCCAGUUGCUCUCCAGGCUCUUCCACCGUGGGCAACGAACAAUGACACCGUUGUGCUGUCGCAGAGGGCUCGGGUUCAGAUGCCAUGGUCCCCAAAUAACUUCCGGCGCCUUAUGCCUCUGCGACUCAGCGGCAGAUCAACAGAUUCCUUUCUGUUAGCCGACGUUCCUGUCCCUGAGGAGAAGCCACUGUCCUUCCUCCCUGAGAGAACUGCCUUGUAAUACAUUAUCAAGUAGCUUUGUAUUUCUUUUAAUGAACUGUUACAUAUACUACAAAUGACUUUGGUAUCUGUUGUAGUCUUCUAUAUUUUUACCCAAAAUAAUUUCAGUAAUAACCCUUGUAUCCAUUUUAUCCUUGAGUGAGGGGGUCUUCAGUGGAGCAGGUCUGCUGUUUAGUUUUUUUAUUAAUGCUGUACAUUAUUUAAUUUACAUUUUAUGUUCAAAGAUUUAUAUUUCCAAAUUCAAAUUACUUUGUAUAUUCUAG
Molecule: messenger RNA, 3005 nt
Organism: Polyodon spathula (Mississippi paddlefish)
Lineage: Eukaryota; Metazoa; Chordata; Actinopteri; Acipenseriformes; Polyodontidae
Product: sodium/hydrogen exchanger 3-like
Exons: 16
Coding region: 254-2743 (829 amino acids)
Biological process (GO): sodium ion transport; proton transmembrane transport; regulation of pH
Cellular component (GO): brush border membrane; apical plasma membrane
Molecular function (GO): sodium:proton antiporter activity
Source: RefSeq, a predicted model, not a curated record